AUGGCACGUUUCUUCUUGGGCCUCAUGGCGCUGUUGGCGACGGCUCUGUCGAGCUUUGCUGUCGCCGAGCGCAUUCCCGGCGCCUACAUCUUUGAGUUUAUCGAUGGCUUUGACUCGCUCGAAUUCCUCCGGACGUUCGAGAAGCAGUGCAGCCUGCGGAUGAACCUCCGGUAUAAGCUCUUCAACGGCGCGUCGGUACAGCUCGAUGAUCUGCAGCACGCGGAUGAGAUUGCCUACAGGAUGGCCAAGUCACCGGGCGUCAAGAACAUGUGGCCGAUGCGGACGUACGGCGCGCCCGGAGACCGCGUCGACUGGGUCGGGACGAUGGACGAGACGUCGUCGUCGAGGCAGGCCGAGAGGGCGCUGCUUGCGCGCAAGGCUGGGAUGGGCGGCGGCGGAUUUGGCAACGGAAGCGCCGUCGACGACUUCUCGCCGCAUGUCAUGAUGCAGGUGGACAAGCUGCGGGCCAAGGGCGUCACGGGCAAGGGGGUGAAGGUGGCCAUCAUCGACUCAGGGGUCGACUACAAGCACCCGGCGCUGGGCGGCUGUUUCGGCGAGGGCUGUCUCGUGGCCCGUGGCGCCGAUUUUGUGGGCGACAAGUACGACGGCAACAACGCGCCCGCGCCCGACGACGACCCAAUGGACUGCUCAGGCCACGGGACGCACGUGGCGGGCAUCAUCGCGGCGCAGCCCACGGGAAAUCUUUUUGGCUUCACCGGCGCGGCGCCCGACGUGUCGCUGGGCGCGUACCGCGUCUUCGGGUGCGGCGGCUCGACGGGCGAUGACGUGCUCAUGUCGGCGCUGUACCGGGCCUACGACGACGGCAGCGACAUCAUCACCAUGUCCCUCGGCUCGCCGAGCGGCUGGUCGGAGCGUCCGUGGGCGGUGGCUGUGUCGCGUAUCGUCGCCCGCGGCGUCGCCUGCACCAUGUCGGCCGGCAACGAGGGCGAUAGGGGCCUCUUCUACACGGGCGGCGCGGCCGACGGGCUGGGCGUCGCGUCCAUCGCGUCGUACGAGAACACGGUGACGCCGACGCUCUUCCACAACAUGACGUAUAGGGUCGAUGGCGGGGAGGACCACGUCGUGGGCUUCACGCCCGGCGCGCCCAAGAACUGGAGCGACGUCUCGCUGCCGCUCUGGGCGACGAGCUUCAACACGAGCUUGACCAACGACGCGUGCAACCCUCUACCCAACGACACGAACACGCCGUCGGACCUGAGCAACCACAUCGUGCUCAUCCGGCGCGGCGGCUGCAACUACGCCGUGAAGCUGGCCAACGCGCGGGCCAAGGGCGCCCGCUACUUCCUCCUCUACAACAACGUCCCCGGCACGGCCGACGUCGAGGUCUCGGCCGACGAGGUCAAGGGCGUCGUGGCCAUCGGCAUGGUGCCACCCGAGACGGGCGCCACGUGGAUCGAGCUCCUCAAGGCCGGCAAAGAGGUGGUGGCCUCGCUCACCGACCCGGCCGCCAGCCUGCCGUUCCUCGUCAGCUACCCGAACCCGGGCGCGGGCGGCGCGCUCAACGACUUCACCUCGUGGGGGCCGACGUGGGACAUGGACGUCAAGCCGCAAUAUGGCGCCGCCGGCGGGCACAUCCUAUCGACGUACCCCGUGGCCAAGGGCUCGUACGCCGUGCUCAGCGGCACCUCGAUGGCGUGUCCGCUCGCCGCGGCCGUCUACGCCCUCGUCGGACAGGUCCGCGGGCGCGUCGACCCGGAGGAGAUAGAGAACCUCUUAUCCGCCAACGCGGACCCGCAGCUGUUCAACAACGGGACCGCCUUCUCCCCGUACCUCGCGCCCGUCGCCCAGCAGGGGGCGGGCAUCAUCCGCGCCUACGACGCCGCCUUCUCCACGACCCUCGUCGAGCCCUCGUCUCUCGCUUUCAACGACACCGAUAGCUUCAUCGACUCCCUCAACUUCACCAUCAUCAACUCGGAGGAGCGCGGCGGCAAGGCCAUCACCUACCGCAUCUCCAACGUCCCCGCCGUCACCAUGUACGUCCUGGCCAAGGACUCCAUCUUCCCGCACAAGUUCCCCAACGACGCCGUCGUCGACGCCCCCGCCGCCCUGCGCUUCAGCCGCUCCAGCGUCACCGUCCUGCCGGGUCGCUCCGUCAGCAUAUCCGUCGCGCCCACCCCGCCGCAGGGCGUCGACGCGCGCCGCCUCGCCCUCUGGUCGGGCUACGUCGCCAUCAACGGCUCCGACGGGAGCUCCCUCUCCAUCCCCUACCAGGGGCUCGCGGGCUCCCUGCGCGGCGCCACCGUCCUCGACCGCACCAACGGGACGUGGGUCGCCCGCGCCGCCGACAAGGACAAGGACGAGCCCCCGCGCGUCGCCAACGGCACCGCCUUUGUACUCCCCCGGCCCGGCGAAAAGACGGACAACUCUACCUUGCCCAUGCUCGUCGCCAACCUCGCCCUCGGCUCGCGCUACGUGAGCGUCGACGUCGUGCAAGUAGCCAACAACGACACCGAGCGCGGCAGCAGCAGCAGCAACAACAACAACACGUCCAUGGCCAUUGCCGACUCGCCCACCAUGUGGGAGACGAGAGACAAGCUCAAGUUCCCCUGGAACGGCAAGCUGAGCACGGGCGAGUACGCGCCCGAGGGCACGUACCGGUUCGUCACGAGGGCGCUGCGCCUCACGGGCGACCCGGACGACGAGGACGACUUUGACGUGAGCACGUCGCAGAGCAUCAGCAUCACGUAUAGACAGUGA
This is a messenger RNA of Purpureocillium takamizusanense, 2718 nucleotides long. RefSeq lists its product as uncharacterized. Bases 1 to 2718 code for a protein of 905 amino acids. Gene Ontology annotation, biological process: proteolysis. Gene Ontology annotation, cellular component: cell wall; cytosol; membrane. Gene Ontology annotation, molecular function: tripeptidyl-peptidase activity; serine-type endopeptidase activity. NCBI's taxonomy places the organism in Eukaryota, Fungi, Ascomycota, Sordariomycetes, Hypocreales, Ophiocordycipitaceae. The transcript is spliced from 3 exons. The record is from RefSeq and is a predicted model, not a curated record.